Molecule: messenger RNA, 2993 nt
Organism: Scophthalmus maximus (turbot)
Lineage: Eukaryota; Metazoa; Chordata; Actinopteri; Pleuronectiformes; Scophthalmidae
Gene: padi2
Product: peptidyl arginine deiminase, type II
Exons: 16
Coding region: 218-2314 (698 amino acids)
Cellular component (GO): cytoplasm
Molecular function (GO): calcium ion binding; protein-arginine deiminase activity
Source: RefSeq, a predicted model, not a curated record
AAUGCACCCGAGGAGAACCCUGACCUACUUUGAGACAGCUUUUAGCAAUGAAAAGUGAGCCUGACAGUCGCACCAGAAGAAUUUCCUCCAGGGGUUUUUCUUCCUUGCCUCACUGCCAAAUAGGGUGGCAGUCUGCCUGGUUGCCACGCCUCUUGAAGAUGACAACGCCAGUACACCUGGAUCCCUCUGCAAGUCCGAGGCACGGAAGCGACCGACCAUGUUCCAACAAACGGCACAGACCACCAUCCCUGCUUUCUUGACGAGGAGGAAAACGGGACGCUCGGACUUUCACCGGACAUGUCGCCUGGACGCGGGGAAACCGCAGGGUUACCUCCACGUCGUCGGCACCACUUUGGAGGCGAACCUGGACAGGGCUGCCCCCGCCAGCUCCAGGUUCUUCUCUGUGAAGUGCACUCCGACUGUUCAGUACAGCAUCAGCCCCCAGCCCCAGCAGCCGUCGCACCUCGCCCCCAUCCCUCUCAAUGGACACUCGCUGCUGCUCAUCACCAUGAGCCGCGCCAGUGAACAUCAAAAUGAAAGCAAGCUGGCUGUCCAGUACUAUGGGGAGAAAAAGGAGCUCUUGGGAAGAGCACUCUUGCACCUGAUAGCUGUUGAGAUCUCUCUGGAUGUGGAUGCUGACAGAGACGGUGUCGUGGACAAAAACAACCCUAAUAAGGGCGUCUGGAAAUGGGGUCCUGACGGGCACGGAGCCAUCCUACUGGUCAACUGUGACUCAGAGCGCCGCUUCUGGAAGAAACAGGACUCUGAGCAGGACUACAUCUCCAAAGUGUCAGAUCUGAAGGACAUGUCCGUCAUGGUGCUGCGGACCAAGGGCCCCGCCACGCUCCCAGAGGGCUACAAGCUCACCAUGCACAUCUCCCAGGGCCACGCAGACAGAGUGAGAGUCUUCAGGUCCAAAAGCCCCGUGGACAAAAACGCCACUCCGGGGAACUUCGUCUUCACGUCCCCAAUGACGAACUAUCCGCUGGUGCUCAGCAGCAAGGUCCUGUCACAGGAAGUGCCUUACCUCGGGGGCGAAACGGAGAUGAACUUUUAUGUGGAGGCCCUCAGGUUUCCUGACAAGGACUUUGAUGGCCUCAUCAGCAUCAACCUCAGUGUAUUGGAGCCCAUCUGUAAAGGGAUCCCUGAGACGCCCAUUUUCACAGACAAAGUGGAGUUCAGAGUGGCUCCCUGGAUCAUGACACCCAACACCUUGAACCCUUUGGAGGUGCUUGUGUGCAGCACGUCCGAUAACUACAAGUUCCUGAAAGGAAUGCGGAGCCUCGUCGCGGAGAGCGGGUACAAGCUGAAGAUUUGCCACGAGUACGUGAACAGAGGAGAUCGUUGGAUGCAGGACGAACUGGAGUUUGGUUACAUUGACUCGCCUCAUCAGCGGUUCCCCGUUGUUCUGGAUUCCCCCCGAGAUGGAAAACUCCAGGACUUUCCAUAUGAUGAGCUGCUGGGGCCCGACUUCGGCUAUGUGACGAGGGUGGCCGAGAGGGAGGACGUGAGCAGUCUGGACUCAUUCGGUAAUCUGGAGGUUAGUCCUCCGGUUACUGUGAAUGGAAGAAACUACCCCCUGGGCAGAAUCAUCAUUGGAGUGGCCUUCCCCACGGCAACCAAAGGACGCAACAUGACCAAAGUAGUCCAAGACUUCCUGUGGGCCCAGAAGGUCCAGGAGCCCAUCGCCCUGUUUUCCGACUGGCUCGUUGUCGGCCACGUAGACGAAUUCAUGACUUUCGUUCCUGCGCCAGACAGAAAGCGCUUCCGCCUGCUGCUCGCCAGCCCAGACGCAGGCUACAAGCUAUUCAGAGGCUUGCGGAACAGCGGCCACGGACAAGCAAAGCUGUUUGAGGGUCUGGACGACGGAGAAGCAACAACGGUGGACGAUAUUCUUGGUGACGGCGGUCUGAAGACUCAAAAUAACUACGUACAGAGCUGCAUCGACUGGAACAGGGACGUGCUGAAGAGAGAGCUGGGCCUGGACGAGGAGGACAUCAUUGACCUGCCCAUCCUUUUCAAGUUGGUGAAGGGGGAGAAAAGUGAAGAGCUCAGAGCGGUGGCGUACUACCCCGACCUGGUGAACAUGAUUGUUCUGGGGAAAAACCUCGGCAUCCCGAAGCCCUUCGGCCCCAAGGUGAACGGCCGCUGCGCGCUGGAGGCGGAGAUGUGCUCCCUGAUGGAGGGCCUGGACCUCCGCUGCACGUUCAUCGACAACUACGCCUCCUACCACAAGCUGCUGGGCGAGGUGCACUGCGGCUCCAACGUCCGCAGGGAGCCCUUCGACUUCAAGUGGUGGAACCUGGAGAUGUGAGCGGAGAAGGAAACCGAGCAGUGGCCGGAGAGAGGGGGAAGAGGCUUAUAUACCCGCGUUCGCUUUCUUUUGCUUUGGUUACCAACCGCUUUGCAUCAAUCACAAACAGUCAUUUAGCAAAAAAUUAACCGACAGGUUUUGAUUUGACAUUUUUAUCGACUUCAUUUACAAAAAAAAGGAUGUAAAGCAAUAUUUACAAAUCUUUUGAACAAGGGCCUUAGCAGACUGUCGACGAGAACAGAGUUACAAUCAUUUGAAUCGAGCACAUAGAAGAUUCACUCCCGACCUUGUGGUUUGGAUCGACGUCAGCGUAGCACAGUGUAAGCACAUUUAGAUGAAUGGUUCCACAUACUGAUGUGCUAUAAUAUUACAUCGCCACGAGGGGGCGCACUUCAUCUACUCAAGCGGUCCCUUAGUCUAGAGGAGACUCUUUUGAUUUCAUACAUUUUGAAUCAAUCAUAAUACACUAAUCAUCACCAAAAUGUCUUUUUUUUGUCUCUAUGCCUUUUUUUUCUUCCUGUAGAGUCAAAUGAAAAAUGUUCCUUGCAAUUUUUUCUGCCUUAAACGUAUUUGGUCCAGGGUCUUAAACCGUCGUACUUCCACAAACUGUAAAUGCUGUCGUCAAUUAAAUAAGGACAAUAAAUCUCACGUCUGCUUCAGUUACAUAACUGAAAUAAAA